GACUCUGAUACAAAUCUCUCUUAGCAGCUGCGAGCUCGUUGUCUUGGCGAUUUUCUCUGUGAAUUGUCGCCGGUUAGUUUUAUGGUUUGCUCCAGCAGAGUAAAUCGGAAUUUUCGCAGGACGCUGCUUUGAAAAAUGAAGUCUUUAAAUCCGCGUUUUAUAUUUUUGCUGAGUUUAACACUAGUCAGCUCAAGCUUUGGAUUCUACCUUCCGGGUUUAGCACCAGUCAGUUUUUGCGAAAAAGAAGAUGCGAAGGAAUGUCAGAAAGACAUACAGCUGUUUGUGAAUAGACUGGACUCAGUAGAAUCAGUCCUGCCUUAUGAAUAUGAUGCGUUUGAUUUUUGCAAAGAUACGGAUGAAAGAAGGCCCUCGGAGAACCUUGGGCAGGUGUUAUUUGGAGAAAGAAUAGAGACGUCACCUUACAAGUUUUCAUUUAAGGCUGACAAGGCUUGUGUGAAGGUCUGCACCAAAUCGUAUGAUGCAGGUUCAAGAGAAGACAAGUUAAAAUUGGACUUUCUAAAGAAAGGAAUGGAGCUGAAUUACCAGCACCACUGGAUUGUUGACAACAUGCCAGUGACGUGGUGUUAUAUCGUGGAAGGCAAUCAGAAAGUCUGCAACCCAGGAUUUCCCAUUGGAUGUCUAGUGAACCAAGAAGGAAAGCCAAAGGAUGCCUGUGUGAUAAAUGCUGAUUUCAACAAGAAGAACACUUAUUAUAUUUUCAACCAUGUGGACAUCACCAUAGUUUAUCACAGUGGAGAUGAAACGAAUGGGAUGAGUCCUCGACUUGUGGCGGCAACACUGGAGCCUAGGAGUGUCAAGCAUAGUGAUGAAGACAGUCCAUCAUGUGAAGGCACUCCCAUGGACAUACCAGCAGAAUUCAAAAGUAAUCUCAAAGUCACCUACUCUUAUUCAGUUAAAUUUCAGCAAAAUGAUGAUAUUAGGUGGGCUUCUCGAUGGGAUUAUAUUUUAGUUUCCAUGCCUCACACUAACAUCCAGUGGUUCAGCAUCAUGAACUCUUUGGUCAUUGUGCUCUUCCUGUCUGGCAUGGUGGCCAUGAUCAUGCUUAGAACACUGCACAAGGAUAUUGCCCGGUACAACCAGAUGGACCAGGCAAACUGGGUUAAGAUCCCUCCAACUGCAAACAUUACCUAUGAGGAAGCCCAGGAGGAGUCUGGCUGGAAGCAGGUUCAUGGUGACGUGUUCAGGCCGCCCAGGAUGGGCAUGCUUCUGUCCGUAUUCCUCGGACAGGGCACUCAGGUCUUCAUCAUGACCUUCAUCACCCUUUUCUUGGCCUGUCUGGGCUUCCUGUCUCCAGCCAACAGAGGGGCUCUCAUGACCUGUGCAGUGGUGUUGUGGGUUCUGCUUGGCACACCUGCUGGAUAUGUGUCUGCCAGACUCUAUAAGACUUUUGGUGGUGAAAACUGGAAAACCAAUGUUCUUCUCACAGCCUUUUUGUGUCCUGGGAUUGUGUUUGUGGAUUUCUUCCUGAUGAAUCUGAUCCUGUGGGUAGAGGGCUCCUCCGCUGCUGUUCCCUUUGGCACACUGGUGGCCAUCCUGGCACUGUGGUUCGGCAUCUCUGUUCCUCUUACUUUUGUGGGUGCAUACUUUGGCUUCAAAAAACCAGGCAUCGAGCCACCAGUGCGAACAAACCAGAUCCCACGCCAAAUUCCUCCGCAGUCCUUCUUCACCAAACCUGUGCCGGGUAUCAUCAUGGGCGGCAUCCUGCCCUUCGGCUGCAUCUUCAUCCAGCUCUUCUUCAUCCUCAACAGCAUUUGGUCUCAUCAGAUGUAUUACAUGUUUGGCUUCCUUUUCCUGGUCUUCAUCAUCCUGGUCAUUACUUGCUCUGAGGCAACUGUUCUGCUCUGCUACUUCCAUUUAUGUGCAGAGGAUUAUCACUGGUGGUGGCGAUCAUUCCUGACCAGCGGUUUCACAGCAGUCUAUCUGUUUGUCUACGCAGUGCAUUACUUCUUCUCAAAACUACAAAUCAUAGGGGCUGCAAGCACCAUCCUCUACUUUGGCUACACCUUGAUCAUGGUGCUCAUUUUCUUCAUUUUUACAGGUACUAUAGGCUUCUUCGCUUGCUUCCUGUUUGUUAAUAAAAUCUACAGCGUGCUGAAGGUGGACUAAGGGAAGGACAUUUGGAGAACACAACAUCAUUUUACAGAUCAGCUUUCAUGUGGAAGUCUGAAUAGACAUUUAAAUGAAGGUUAAAAGAACGGCUGGUGUGUUUGGCUCAACUGUAAUUCACUGACUUGCAACAGGUGUGCUUGUGAACUCCAAAGACCAUUUUUCAGUGCUUUACUUGUCUCACGCUACCUGUGACUUCAUUCCAGCUAAACCUACCACACCCAUUUCUUAUGUAGAAAAUUGUCUUAUGCUUUUAUAUUGAUCCAAAUGUAUGUUUUACAUUUGACUUCAUCAUCUGUAAAGACAUAAUUUGAAUAUUUAAUACAAUUAUUCCUGUCCAUGAUUUUUUGGUACAGAAUUUGUUUUGAAAGAUCAGAUGGGACACAAUUUCGGGUGCGGUCACAUUUUCCUUUGUAUGGUGAAAUGCUGUGAGCUAAAAGCAGUCAUCUUAAUAAAAAUCCACGCAUUUGCGUGAGUGACUCGUGAAAACAUUCCAUAUGCA
This is a messenger RNA of Sinocyclocheilus rhinocerous, 2629 nucleotides long. Its product is annotated as transmembrane 9 superfamily member 2-like. Lineage: Eukaryota; Metazoa; Chordata; Actinopteri; Cypriniformes; Cyprinidae. The record is from RefSeq and is a predicted model, not a curated record. Gene Ontology annotation, biological process: protein localization to membrane. Bases 136 to 2127 code for a protein of 663 amino acids. The transcript has 18 exons. Gene Ontology annotation, cellular component: membrane.